Penicillium samsonianum is the source of this 576-nucleotide messenger RNA. RefSeq lists its product as uncharacterized. The record is from RefSeq and is a predicted model, not a curated record. Bases 1 to 576 code for a protein of 191 amino acids. NCBI's taxonomy places the organism in Eukaryota, Fungi, Ascomycota, Eurotiomycetes, Eurotiales, Aspergillaceae. The transcript has a single exon.
AUGGCUUCACCACGUACCAGCUCAAAAAGACAAUGUCCUGGCGAAGGCUCAUCACACAAUGUGGACAAUGAAGUCGGGCUAUGGAUGGAUAUGCUACCGCCAAACGUCCUAGAACAACUCGAGCUACGUUCUACCAAAGACAUGUCGAGGCCCCAUCGAGAGAGCAUUGAUGGACUCAAUGCAGAACAGUUCCACGACAAAUGCUCUGAAAAGUUGCUCCAGGCUGUAGACAUCUUGACUGAAGCCAUCAUCAUGCACAAUUCUCUUUCAGCAAAUGCUGGCCCAUCUGUCCCCGUCGCCCAUCCAGCAGCUGAUAUUGACCGCGCCUCCGAAAACCAAUUAGAUGAUGAUGCAAAAAAGAAAGAAAACAUGGAAUACUCCUCAUCUAUCUGUCAUCAGGCUGGGGAGAAUAUAUGGGACAUCGAGAACACAUUGGAUGAAAGUUCGGCUUUGACUCCUGAGUCCCUCGAAUACGUGGCUGGAUCAAAUUUCAAUAUUUGGUUGGAAUUGAACGACUUAGAUCUCGAAAGUCCUUCAUCAUUGGAUUUAUAUGAUGUCGAAGAAGCUGCUUCCUGA